GAUAGAGGGAGAAGGGAUUUUGGGACAAAAACUGAUCUUUCUUCAAUCCUGGAGAAAGAGAAUUGGUCAGAUUUGAUACAAUAUUUUUUAUUUUUAUAAAUAUAAAUGAGAUUUAAGGAAGUGAUUGUAUCUGUUUUAGAGGCAGACCUGAUGCUGAAAGCCAUCUCAAACUACAAUAAAAAUAAAUAUGAUAAAUGCUUUACUUAUUGGAGUCAUUUAAUAAACAUAGAAUUAAUUUGUGUGCAUUGUGUUGCAUUCAUUUUGCACCGCAAUCUGAAAGUAAUGACUGUUUCUGUCUGAAAGUCCUGACACGCUGUCAAUCGAGCGGCAUAUAAAUCGUCCAAUCAAAUACCCCCAGUUAACUUCAAUGCAGCCAAUCGACAUAGCCGGGGGGGCGGGCCUUGUUACCGGUCACAGAAAUAUCGCAGCCAGGUGCGAUGGAUCAUUUUGCACAACACGGACUCAGGUAGGCCCACGUGCUGAGUUUAGUUCACCUGCAGAACACGGGAUGAAUUUAAGAGAAACACUUUUUGUUUAUUCCUGUCAAAGUGCUGUUCCGGUUGGUGUCUGUUGUCCGGUAGUUUUUAAGCAGAAUACAUGAGAAGAGCUGCCUGUUGUCUGCAUUGUGAACUCCGCUUGAAACGUAAGAUGUUCGACUCAGACAGGUGAGAGAGAUGCAACAUGGGCGGGAAUGGACCAAAGUGUGACACCAGGAAGCCAAAGAGUCAGCUGUCAUGUCACAAAGCGACCUGCAUCGGCUCCUCCGCCCGGAGCUGAGCCCCCGUUGGAGGAGCGAGUGUGAAACGGGACCCCGCCAGCCUCCAUGGCUCACUCGUCAGACCCGUCCCGCAGGGAGAAGACCCCCGGGACCCAAGGGUCACACACGGCUGCACGCAACCUCUUACGGAAGAAGGAGCAGCGGCGGCGAGGAAUCCGAUCCUGCUCACCCAUGGGCCGGGUCAUCCUCAUCAACUACCCUGUGGACGGUGGCGACGACAGCGAGGACCUCCACACGAUCACAGUGGAUAAGAGUGUGGACGGCAAGCUGGGCUUCAGCGUGCGCGGAGGCUCAGAGCACGGCCUCAGCAUCUUCGUCAGCAAGGUGGAGGACAACAGCACAGCAGAGGAGGCCAGCCUGCUCGUAGGGGAUAAACUGGUGGAGGUGAAUGGCGUCAGCCUGGAGAGCAUCACGAUGAGCAGCGCUGUGAAGGUCCUGACGGGCAACAACAGGCUGAGGAUGGUGGUGAGGCGUGUUGGCAAAGUCCCCGGCAUCCGCUACUCCAAGGAGAAGACUACCUGGGUGGAUUUGAUACAGAGGCGUAUGGUGGUGGAGGAGAGCGGACGGACACCUUCGGAUGCCAGCUCGGGGAGCGCCCUCCAAAGGAUCGUCCACCUUUCCACCACCUCCGACGACUACUGCCUGGGCUUCAACAUCCGGGGGGGGAAGGAGUUUGGUCUGGGCAUCUAUGUCUCCAAACUGGAUCCUGGUGGUCUGGCUGAGCAGAAUGGGAUAAAGAUGGGGGACCAGAUCCUGGCUGCCAAUGGCGUGAGCUUUGAGGACAUCAGCCACAGUAGUGCUGUGGAGGUGCUGAAGAGCCACACGCACGUCAUGCUGACCAUCAAGGAAGCAGGACGAUACCCUGCUUAUAAAGAGAUGGUGGCGGAAUACAGGUGGCUCAAUAAGCUCGCCAACGGUACUCAGAAAUCUUCCUCCCAGGGGUCAGAAUCCAACUCCUCCGCCUCUUCUCUGUCAUCCGGGACGCCGGUCAGCUCUCUGAGCGGCCUGUCGCAGGUCAUGUUCCCUCCCAGCAUGCCGUUUGGGUCCGACAUGGUGGAUGUCUGCAUCUCUACUGAGGACCAGAGGUUGGAGUCAGGCCGAACUGAGACCGCCAUGCAGACGGACCUUCCCUCUCAGAGGACGGCUGCAGAAACCACCUGCAGCCUGGGACGAACCACUCUGCUCAGAGACACGGUGAUCCACGGGGAGGGCAGCGGGAGGCAAGAGUCCACCAAGACGGCCGUGCUGCUGGCUCUCAGCCGACCGAGCCGACCGAUCAGCAGGUCCCAGAGCCAAGUCACCGUGGCAGAGAUCAAGCAGAAGAAAGAGAAGAAGCAGAAAGGGAAGCAGCCGGAGGAGAAGAGCACGCUGCAGCGCUCGAAGACCUUCGUCAACUUGCUGUUCAAGGGCGGACGCAAGAGGGACACUUCCAAGGGCCGCUCCAAGUCCCCGUCCACAAGCAAGGCCGGCAAAGGGGGACGUCAGGUCAGUGCGAUGCCAAAUUCAGAGAUGCUGGGAGCGGUGGAGGACAUGGCCCGCCGGCUGCUGACCGAGGAGGAGGUGGCUGCUGUGAUGAAGACGUGCCGAAGGUACGUGGCAGAGCGGUCAGUGGAGAACUUGAUACGCCACCUGCUGGCCGUGCUGGACCGACCGGAGAAGCUGCUGCUGCUGAGGGAAGUCCGGAUGCUGCUUCCUCCUCCUGAUCUGAGUGCAUUCAAUAACAUGGUGACACCUGUCGAAGUCGAGGCCUACGACAUCCUCAAGUAUCGUUCAAUCCAAACUCCUCCUCUUCGCUCACCCACAUCCGGUCGAGCACCCAAGCGGCGCCUCAUCACUCCCAUCCCGGAUUUCAGAGGAGGCUUUGAGCUCCACAAUGCUGAGGAGGUGGAGAAGGAGAGCCACCUACUGGAUGAGCUGGAGAAGCUCAGCGUGUCUGGGCCCCGGGGGUCCGGGCAGAGGCCCCGUCCCUCCAGGUUCUUCACCCCGCUGCUGGACAUACCAGUGGACGGAUACGACACAGACCUCCGACCCCCCUCUGCCAGCGCCAUGCUCCCCAACUGGCUGCUGGCCCGCGGCCCGGACCCCCGUCCUCCUCUCCGGACAGACAUCGGCACCAUUCGCUCUGUCCACUUCGACGAGGUUUCACUUCACUCAACCUCAGACACGACCUCAGAGAGGGGAAGGUCCCCGUUUAGAAACGGCCACUCCAAAGGGAAAAAGGAGAGAAGUGGAGACCGGAGUAAAGAAACCGUGUUCACGCUGCAGAGCGCUGCUCGCAGGAGUCGGCCCUCGUUGUCGCAGGUGUUCAGAACGAGUCCAGGUCAGCGAGUCGGGAGCGAGCAGAUGAACGGGCAUCAGGCCUCUGAGAACGGACUCAACGGCUCUGAGCCUGAACAGGAGUACGAGCUCAAAACAGUCAGCAUCUCCAAGACCAAACAGUCUCUGGGCAUCAGUAUAUCUGGCGGGAUGGAGUCGAAGGUUCAGCCGGUGGUGAAGAUCGAGAAGAUCUUUCCUGGAGGAGCUGCCUCCACCUGUGAAGUGCUCAAGGCUGGAUUCGAGUUGGUGUCUGUGGACGAAGUCUCGCUGCAGGGCGUAACCCAUCUGCACGCUGUCGACGUCAUCCGGAAAGCCUUCAGCCACAAGGCCAAAGACCCCAUGGUGUUCGUGGUCAAAGUCCCGAAAAACAUUUUGAAAGGAGACUGAGACUACGGUCGUGACUUUAGACUCGCGCUCUGUGAUUUAGCUUCUGGGACUAAACACGGAGACGGCCUGAACACACUGAUCUGAGGUCAGGUAUGCCAUUCGUGUUCAAGUUGGGAAUAAUUACAUGGACUCUGGUGAGUGUUGAGCAACUAAGCUGAUCACAGGACUUGAGGAUUAUGCACAUGAAUGACUAUAUGAGAGGAAUAUUGUCAUGGAAUUACUCAAAGUAAACAAGACAUUUACAGUAAAUUCAAUUUGUAUCCAGAAAUCAUCAAAAUAUGGUGCUCCUGAUGCCUUAAAUUUCACUUUAUUACAAUCCAGGAACAAAUGGCUCUCAAAAAACAUUCUAUGCAUUAACAUCCUCUCAAAAGCAGUAGUGCAGCAGUGUUUGUUUAAAUAUGCAGGAUGACGCACUGUAACCUGCUUGCCUUUUUAAAAGCUCCAUGUUGUUGACUCAAAGUUUACAUUUUGACCUGCAGAGGGCGACGUGAGAUGUUCAGAAACAUUUCUGCUCUCUAAUGUCGGAUGUGUUGAAGGCUUCACUAAACCACAAACCUUAAAACAUCGACUCAAUGUUAAGGAGAUGAGAACAAUUAACCCACGUCGUCAUCGGAGAGAAUUACGAUCAUUGUGUUACAAAGAGAACCGGAGAGAACAAAUCUGAAUGUACCACACAGCUUUGAAAUGUCUUUUUUUUAAUUAAAAGCAUUGUAGGUUUGUUCAACAGAUA
Anarrhichthys ocellatus (wolf-eel) is the source of this 4211-nucleotide messenger RNA. RefSeq names its product PDZ domain-containing protein 7. Gene Ontology annotation, biological process: auditory receptor cell stereocilium organization; sensory perception of sound. Gene Ontology annotation, molecular function: protein binding. The transcript has 18 exons. Lineage: Eukaryota; Metazoa; Chordata; Actinopteri; Perciformes; Anarhichadidae. Gene Ontology annotation, cellular component: stereocilia ankle link complex; cilium; stereocilium tip. The coding region runs from base 824 to 3481 and encodes 885 amino acids. The record is from RefSeq and is a predicted model, not a curated record.